Molecule: messenger RNA, 1003 nt
Organism: Cladocopium goreaui
Lineage: Eukaryota; Dinophyceae; Suessiales; Symbiodiniaceae
Source: the annotation of a GenBank genome assembly
AUUUCAGUUGCGCUUGGUCAGCACAGACCGUUCGUCUCCAUGAUCCACUGCUUCAACGCAGUGCAGAAGUGUUGCUCAGGGCUCUGCGAUGGAUGCGGAAAUGCAUGUGAAGCUUGCGGCCGUUGCUCUGUAGACCUCUGCGGCGGCUGUGAGCAAACCUGCAAGACCUGCUGCAGGCCACUAGCCACAAUCACCAGCAAACCUUUGGGCUGCUUCGUGAUAAUCGCCGCAGUGUUGAACCUUCCUGCAGCCGCCUUUGCUAUUGCCAGCCUGCAGAACCCACAGCUGCGGGCUUGUAAGGUUAGCAAUUUCUGCUACGGAACUGUUGGUAUAGCUUUGAUCAAUGUGACCUUCUCCCUGUACCUUCAGUGGCGCUUGGACCUUUCGAUUCGAUCUGGCACAGAGCAGGGUGCACGCGCGCUUGUGCAGGAGGCGUCUCAAAUUAUUCUGUAUGACUUCGGCUUCUGCUUUUAUGUCAUGUUCUUCGUUUUCAGUGUGGUCUACAGUUUCCUUGGCAUCGGGUGGAGUGCAGAUUGUCCCGCUCGUGACUCCGCUCCCAUCUGGGCUGCAGUCUUCCUGUUACUCUUUGCAUUUUGGACGGCCCUGUUCAGCUGCUGUUGGGGACUCGCUGCAAGCUGUUGGGGCGUUCUGGAGACCAUUGGCAUCUCAUCAUCCUUUGCAAACCUCUUCUUCGGCAGUACCAACUCUGCAAGGGAGAGGCCGGCAUUUGUCCCAGCAGUUCCACCAGCAGCCCCGGUAUGGCAAACGCAGCCUCAGCCUCCAGGGGGCGCAACUGCAUCGCAGGCGCUCUAUGGUGGCCAAUGAGAGCUCUUGAGCGGCAAGGGGGUUGAGCCUCAUCUGAUUGUUCACAAUUCUAUGGGGUGUGAUGUAAGGCAGGUUCUCAAAGAAGCAUGGUGAAAUCCAUCUCUGGAGUUGGAAGACUUGCAUGGAAGAUGCUGAUGCCGCUCCUGUGGCAGAUGAAUGAUAUUGAAUGAUAUUGAAC